GAUUAGUAAUCAAAAGAAGAACAAACAAACAAUUGAAAUUAUCAGUAACAGAAUUGAGAGUAAUGGAAGUUCUGCAGAAUCUGUCACCUACACAAAAUUUGAGUUCAGCAUCAUGCAGAAUCAUAAGAGGAAUGAGAAUGGAAAUAGAACAACUGCAAUUAUUAUUAACAAAUAAAACUGGUUUACUGGAUCAGAAUGAGCCCUUCACAGAUAUUAAGAGGGAAAUAGCUGAACUACAAGAACAGAUAUCAUUAAUGAGUGUACAUAUACUAAAUAAAGGAGAGGAAAAUGAAAGUCAUAAACAUGUUAUUGCAGAAUGUAUAAAACUGACUGCAACUAUUACAUACACUGAAAGUGAUGAAGAGACAGAUGAAGAUGAUUAUAAACUGACCAAUGAUGCAAUUUUUAUUGCUUGUUGUGGAUAUUAUGCCAUAGGGGGUGAUGAAAUAUCAUUCAGUAAAGGAGAGCAGCUAGAGAUAUGUAACAAGUUGAGUACAUAUUAUUGGGAAGGAAGGUCCUUGGUAUCUGGUGAUGAGGGAGUGAUUCCUAGUAGUUGUGUUCACUCAAUAUUUGAGUCACUUCAUUUGUUAGAGUUUAUACUGUCAGUGGAAGAAGUGUCCCUUCCUAUUCUGCAUAAGAUAAAGAAUGAUGCAUCUAGUAAUGAUGAGAAAGUGUCUCUUUUCUUGGACAUUAUCAAUGAUGAUCCUAUGAUGAUUCCUGCCCUGAGACAAGACUGGGAACAGCAUGAGGAAGGUAGGAUUGGCUAUUUUAUUUGGUCACUAAUUCAGUAG
Amphimedon queenslandica is the source of this 791-nucleotide messenger RNA. RefSeq lists its product as uncharacterized. The record is from RefSeq and is a predicted model, not a curated record. The transcript is spliced from 5 exons. Lineage: Eukaryota; Metazoa; Porifera; Demospongiae; Haplosclerida; Niphatidae. Bases 63 to 791 code for a protein of 242 amino acids. Gene Ontology annotation, molecular function: protein binding.